AUGGCGGGGCGCCCGGUGCUGCUCCUGCUGCUGCUGCUGCUGCUGGCCGGGACCCCGCGCUCCGCCCGCGCCUGUCCCGGGACCCCCGGCCCGGCCCCGGACCGCUCGCUGCUCCGGUCCCUGCGGCGCCCCGGCCGCGCCCCCGGGGCUCCGCCGCCGCAGAGGUCGGGCUGGGGGCCCCAGGCCCGGCUCAGCGCCCGCAGCUGGGACCCCCCGGCGGCCCCGUUCUGGACCAUGGCGACCCCGCAGCGCUUCGGCCGCCGCCGCUGA
Vidua chalybeata is the source of this 270-nucleotide messenger RNA. Its product is annotated as pro-FMRFamide-related neuropeptide FF-like. Bases 1 to 270 code for a protein of 89 amino acids. The record is from RefSeq and is a predicted model, not a curated record. The transcript is spliced from 4 exons. NCBI's taxonomy places the organism in Eukaryota, Metazoa, Chordata, Aves, Passeriformes, Viduidae.